AUGAAAUUUUCUUUAUUUUUAUUGAUACGAGGUGCGCUAAAAGCGAAUGAUUAUAUACUUACAAAGGAUUUUAUAAAACUUUCUGUUCAUUCUGGGACUGGAGGAAAUGGUAUUUUGAGAUAUAAUGGAAUUGGUGGAAAUGGGGGAUCUGUUUUUGUUAGAGCAAAUGAUAAAGUUACUUUUGAAGAAUUUUGUGAACAAUUUGAGGGACGUCCAGAAUUAAAAGCUGAACAUGGCCAACAUUCUAAACAAACAAAAUUAAUUGGAAAAAAUGGAAAAGAUUCUCUUUUCCAUAAACACUCGAAUUCUAACUGCCUUUAUUUUUUAUUUAGAGGUAAAAUUGGUGAACAUUUAGAUGUAAGUAUUCAUGUCAAAUUACGCCCAAAUAUUGGUUUAAUUGGCUAUCCAAAUGCUGGAAAAUCAACAUUAUUAAAAUCUCUAAUACCUAGCGGGCCUAAUAUUCAAAUAGCCUCUUAUCCAUUUACAACAGAAAAACCACAAAAUUCCUCCAAAGAAUUGAGAAUUUUACAACCUCUCGAAAAUACUCAAAAACAUUCUGUUAAACCAUUUCACGUUUCUCUUUCAAUUGCUGAUUUACCUGGGAUUGUUAAAGGAGCUUCACAAAAUUUAUAUAACGGAUUAAGCUGUUUAAAACAUUUGGAAUAUUCGGAAAUAAUUUUGAUGGUUGUGGAUGUUCAUGGAUUUAGACUUGAAUUAAAUGAUAAAUUAAUAACUCCACUUGAAACAAUUGCUUUAUUAAAUCGAGAAAUGGAGGAAUAUGACCGUAAAAUGAUACGUAAACCAAUUGUUUUGCUUUUAAACAAAAUUGAUGUUGAAAACGGGGAAGAGAUUUCCCAACAAUUAAUAGAACAUUUCAUUGGCCCAGCUUAUAAUACUUCAAAUUGGACAAAAUCCCUUCCUCAAGACAUUAAACCAAAAUUUCCAAUUAAUUUUAAAUCUGUCCAUGCAAUUAGUGCACAAAAUGGACAACUUGGAAAUUUACGUGAAAUUAUUGGAUCUAUUUAUUCAAAAUUACAUCCUUUAAAUAAACAAAAAUUUGAAGAAGAUGAAUUGGAAGAAAAAAGAAGAAGAAAAAUUGGUAAUAAAAAAUUGUUAUAA
This is a messenger RNA of Meloidogyne enterolobii, 1119 nucleotides long. The record is from the annotation of a GenBank genome assembly. Lineage: Eukaryota; Metazoa; Nematoda; Chromadorea; Rhabditida; Meloidogynidae.